Molecule: messenger RNA, 2257 nt
Organism: Fusarium verticillioides 7600
Lineage: Eukaryota; Fungi; Ascomycota; Sordariomycetes; Hypocreales; Nectriaceae
Exons: 4
Coding region: 37-2082 (681 amino acids)
Biological process (GO): regulation of DNA-templated transcription
Molecular function (GO): zinc ion binding; DNA-binding transcription factor activity, RNA polymerase II-specific
Source: RefSeq, a predicted model, not a curated record
AAGUGAUCAAUAUCCAAUUCCGAUGCCGAUACGCGCAUGUUCCACACAAUGAAGCGCAACUACUCUGGAGCGCCUAUCAUGUCGACUUACAGGGCAUCUCGGCUGCCAGUUUCGUGCCGCCCUUGCCGCGAGAAGAAGCGGCGCUGUGAUCGCAAUCAGCCUUGUUCGAACUGUACCCAACGGCAACUCACAUGCGUCUAUGAGAAUGGCAGCGGAGCAACCAACUCUUUGGAGAGUGAGGUAUCACGAGAACGGAACCUUGGCGAUGGUUUAGUCAACCCAAACGAAAGCACCUCGGCCUUCUCUCCACUGAGACAGUUGGAUCUAAACAAGGAGAUGCUUGACAGACUAACUAAACUAGAGAACGCUGUCUUCCCAAAUGGAGCUCAAGCACCACAGCUCACCCAAUCAGAAUCAGCUUCCUCCAGCCGCAAGUUGUUCAACUGCCACACUGAGGCUCCCUCAAACAAUAAGGCUGCUUCUGUCAACGCGCGCUUGAACCAUUUGAUGUCGAAUAUUCCACCUGCCCAUCAAGCGCGUCUACUAUGCGAACACUUUAUUACAACUAUCCAACCUACAUUCGGUGUCCUGCACGUACCGUCAACUAGAUCACUUGUUUAUAGCUGUGUGGGCUCUGAAAAAGAAGCUCUAAAGAUUGACGAGCUGCUCAUGCUUUUCAGUAUCUUUGCUGGUGCGACAUUGGCCUGGACAGACGAACUUCUCCAUAACCUUGAAGCAACCAAAGCGAACGCCGUGUCGGCCUUCGAUUGCUAUUUUCACUCUGCUCUAUCGAUCGUUGAAGACACUGACACACCACUACCGCCCUCAAUCACUGCUGCCUCAGCCAUAUGUACGCUUGCGCACGUGGCCAUCAACUCUGACGAUGUCCUCCCGAUCAAGGCAUUGGAUCUUAGAAGCCGCUGCUACAAUAUGUGCCGUGAAAUGAUGGUACAUCGUUUAGACAGCUCGGCAGCCCAGAAAGAGCGGGACACAAGCCCGGCCAACAAUAUCGACCUGGAGGUUCAGAGACGUGUAUGGUGGAACAUGGUUGCUUCUGACUGGUUGACUUCAUUCUCUGGUAGCUCCCAGGAGGGUAUCUACACAUUCAUCCCGAGGCUGAUGAGAGUCAAGCAACCGCGUAACGUCGAUGAUGUUGCGCUCACAGUUUCCGGCGACAUACCCAAUCUACCUAUCUCCGUUCCAACAGACAUGACAUUCUUCUUUCUGCGUCUCAGAACGGCAGAAAUAUCUCGCGAGAUUAUCGAUGCGAUCACACCUCUGGCCGACGAUGCACCCGAAGAAGACUACGAAAUCAUUCUCCAGCUUGAUAGAAAACUACAGGAUUUUGUCAACGGGCUUCCUGAGUUUUGCAAGCUCGACCCGGAGAGUAUGCAGAAGUCCAAAAACAUUUGCAAAUCGAGGCCGUUCAUCUACUGGCAGCGAAUUAGCCUCCAUCUCGGCAUCCAUGCACGUAUUUGCCGACUUCAUCGUCCUUAUCACCUCGCAGCAUACUCAGAUCCUCGAUAUUCCUAUUCUCGAACCACGAUACUCUCAUCAGCAUACAAGAUCCUUGAACUCAGACGCAUGAUGGACGACCCGGUUGCCAAGCUUCACUUUAGACCUGAGAGGUAUUGGGUCAUCUUCUUGCACGUCACCUCAGCUGCUGUGGCGUUGGCAGUGGAUCUGUCUCACAACCCUGAUGCUCCUGACGCGCAAGCCCUGAAAGAGAAGGUCAAGAGCGCUUAUGAGACGCUGAACAAAUCAAGGAAGAACGCGGAGAGCUUGAUAAGAGGAAUCGAGAAAAAUAUGGAACAGGUCAUGGGCACUUUGCAGAAGCAGCGCGCGAAUGCGAUGGCAUCCGCUUCGCCGGCUGCAACAUCGAGCGCUAAUUUGGACUCGGUUCCUGAAAGUGCUUUCACAGACAUGAAUGAUAUUACUAUGGGCAUGCAGGAAGACGGGCUCGGGGACGAGCAUUCCCACCAGCUCUGGUCAGACUUUUUGGCUGCUGUCCCUGACCUUGAAGAGUUUCAGUGGACAUCUCUCCUGCAAGAUCUUGACUUUGAUCCUAGCAACUUCAGUUAAGAAUUCGAAGCAUGGUGAUGAGCGGAUUGUAGCAUGGAACUACUAUGGUACUUGUAUAUGGGGAGGCAAGAGAUAAAUUGCAUGUUUCUUUAGUUCCAUUCAAACCGUUUAUGACGGAGAGACUCCUUUCGAGCUUACGAGGGGAUGUCAAUGUAAACUCCGCAGUCGCAUGCCA